Nezara viridula (southern green stink bug) is the source of this 258-nucleotide messenger RNA. NCBI's taxonomy places the organism in Eukaryota, Metazoa, Arthropoda, Insecta, Hemiptera, Pentatomidae. The record is from the annotation of a GenBank genome assembly.
AUGGAAAUCGUAGCAAUGGCAACAGCUACAGGUAAACAAUUAAUCGGUGUAAAAGGUUCCCAAAAACAAAACCGCGAUAUCAUCUGGCUCAGAGGAAGUGGGCAGGAAUACUUGACAACAGAGAGGCUGGACUACAGAUCGUGGGAACUCGCUGCACUAGAUUCAGCAGCUGCCGUUCUGCAUCGCCGGCUAUACUGCACCUUGUCUCUCUCCAGCUCCAAUCUCCCUCUAGCCAUCUAUAUAUUAAUAUGGCAAUAA